This is a messenger RNA of Lates calcarifer (barramundi perch), 1781 nucleotides long. Its product is annotated as zinc finger protein 134. Lineage: Eukaryota; Metazoa; Chordata; Actinopteri; Centropomidae. Bases 106 to 1026 code for a protein of 306 amino acids. The transcript is spliced from 2 exons. Gene Ontology annotation, molecular function: DNA-binding transcription factor activity, RNA polymerase II-specific; RNA polymerase II cis-regulatory region sequence-specific DNA binding. The record is from RefSeq and is a predicted model, not a curated record. Gene Ontology annotation, biological process: regulation of DNA-templated transcription.
CAUUUUUUGCCAACCGCCAAUAAUUGAAGAAGAAGAAGUCAGCACCGCAGAGCUGUUCCCACUCAAAGUUUGUUUGAAGAAGAAGUCGCUGUUUGUUGUGUGACAAUGUGUAAAAUCCGAACCCUGAGAACGCUGGUGAAGCAGCGACUGAGCACAGCUGUAGAGGAGAUAUUCAGACUGUUUGAAACAACCAUAGCGGAAUAUGAGGAGGAGAUUGAACGCCAGCGCAGACUGCUGGAAGUUGUGGAGAGGCCUGUUAGCCAGGAAAACAAAGCAGAUGUUGUACAGAUGUCUGCGAUUAAAGAGGACCCAGAGCCACCACACAUUAAAGAGGAGCAGGAGGAAAUCUGGAGCAGUCAGGGGGGACAGCAGUUUCAAGGACUAAAGGAUGACAUCACUAAGUUCCCGUUCCCUCCUGUGUCUGUGAAGAGCGAAGAUGAUGAAGAGAAAGUUCAGACCUCACUGCUUCAUCAAACACAAACUGUGGAGAACAAAGAGUCAGAGCCUCCAGCCAGCAGCUCAGCUCAACAGAUGGAAACAGACUCUUCUGACUCUGAGACUGAGUACAGCAAUGAUGAGCAGAAGGAGACAAAGGAACCUCAACCAGUUUCAACUUUUGUGAAACAUAAUGAAGUUCACGUAAUUGUUGAAAAAUGUCAUUGUAGUAUUGGCAAGAAAACAUUUAAGUGCUCUGAGUGUGGUAAAAAAUUUAGCCUGAAGGGAUCUCUCCAGAGACACAUUAGAGUUCAUACAGGAGAGAAACCAUUCAGCUGCUCAGUCUGUGGUAAGAAAUUUGGCCGUAAACAACAUCUGCAGGAACAUGUGAUCAUUCAUACAGGGGAGCAACCAUUCAGUUGUACAGUGUGUGGCAAAAAAUUUCGUUAUAAAGCAGGCAUGAGGAAGCACAUGAGAGCACACACAGAGUGUGAAUGUGGUAAAAUGUUAAACCAGAGUGAAAUGUCACCUACACACAUGACAGGUCAUGGAUAUGAAAAAGCUUUAAACUGUUCAGCUUGUGAAAAAUAACUGAAAGGCAGAGCAGUGCUGUAGCAGCAGUACAACUGUCAUGAAGGCAGGAUUUAUUGCAGCAGUCAUCGUUUAAACUGCAUUAGGUUUAAGUAGGUGUACCCAUUAAACUGCCAACUGAGUGUAUUUCUUGAUAUCAUGAAAUAACAUCACAUAUACAGUAAUAAAGGAUUUUAUCCUUAUGGGCCUCUCCUACUUUACAUUUUGUUGUAUCUGGUUUAAAGUCAGCUUGAAUAUUGCUAUUUCCAUUUACUAGCAUUUUCUAGAUAAUCAGUAAAUAGAGUUUGCUUGGUAAGCUAACAGCAAACUCCAUCUGCCAAUGAAGACCAUGAGGUGAGGUUGAAAGCUCCAGAAAAAGUUAGCAAGUGGAUGUUGAAUUAAGAUUAUUCAUAACUUUUACUUAAUUUUCUUUAAAUGAGAUCUGAGACAGUUUGGCCUUGACAUAUUUAGAACCUUUACUUUUUGAUUUUACCUACCUUUUACUUCAAUCAUUAUUUACAUGAAUGUAAAUUUGAGGUGAAUGGCAGUUAGUGAAGCAACUGAACAGGCUUUUGAAUUGUAAUGAUUUUGUAGAAACACAAUUGGGCAUUAAUUCCUGAAGAUGUUGCUUCCUCUUUUAGUUUUGGAUGAGCAGACAGUAUGCAGCCAUUUACCUGGAUAUUGUGAUCUGUUGGUUUGAUUUUCUCUUCAAUAUUGAACAGUUUUUUUGUAUCUAUUCAAAUAAAAUUGUCAUAAUGAGUUUAUUCUUCAUUUAA